Varroa destructor (honeybee mite) is the source of this 5439-nucleotide messenger RNA. RefSeq lists its product as uncharacterized. The record is from RefSeq and is a predicted model, not a curated record. Gene Ontology annotation, molecular function: protein binding. Lineage: Eukaryota; Metazoa; Arthropoda; Arachnida; Mesostigmata; Varroidae.
GAAGACUAUAAUCAGGUACUUAUGGCACGCAACUAGUAUGAAAAUAUCCUACCACCCAACACAUCUGAUUGAAUAGCGCUUAGGUAAGUCGUUUUGUCGAGGAACUUUGCUUGGGUCCGAGCCAGCUGCAUGCGACGAAGGUAAAAAGCUUCUUAGCGUCUAUUCAUAACUUGCUUGCCUAUUACAUUGUGGAUUGAAUAUUUAUCUAGCUCCUUGGCGUUAGCCGUUUACGUGUUUGUUAUGCGGGUGCGUGUUAAAAUUCGUAUUGUAUGCAUCUUACUUUCUGAAUAAUAUACUAUGAAUGGUAUUUUGACUUUGUAAACCAGACAAGCGUAGUGGUCGAAGCUUUCAAUAUUCGAGAUGGCCAAUAAAAAUUAUUCGCUAAGCAUGGAGGGCUAUCUUUCGUAGCUGCUUGUGCUGCUGUUCCAUAGUGCACUUGAGGCAAAAAUCGAUAAUAGAUUCUAGUAACUCUUGUGGCCUGUGCCAUCGAUUGGAUUAGCCGUGAACUGUCUAGCCAUGCGCCUAUUGCUGAGGAACACAGACCUAUCCGGAUACGGGCAGAUCAUACAGGUUCAAAAUGGGCUGACCGAUCGGUCGGUCGGUCGGCCGGCCGGCAAUGAUUUUUCAAGCGCCGUACGCAUUUAUUCCUUAUCAGUGUUUAUCAUGAGCGAUAUUACAUGAAUGCAAAAAACAUCCAUGCGAUGCUAUCAGAAGAGCUACUUUAAUAUUGUCCUUUUCAGGUAACUGACUGUUUGGAUUAUGACAUGCAGUACAAAGUAGCAAACAGCUAUUUUUUCAGACAACUCUUCAUUGUGUUUGUUCGCACCCUUCUUUGCUGUUUUUACAUUUAGAUGCUAGACAUCGAAUUGAUCCUAUCACUGGCCCUGUGAAGACACUGAAUAGGAAAAUGUGAACAAUAUUAUUCGAGAACGAACGGUUGACAAGGUUAGAGGAACGGUUCAGUGAUGCUUCAACUAAGGAAGGGAAUUGGCGUCCCUCUUUCAUUUCCGCCGCAUUUCGCAGUUGUGCGGCCUUGUUCCAUUGUCGAUGGAUGCGCUUCGUUAUCCAUCAGUCUGUUUACGGUUGUCGUUCGCAUUUGCGAGCAGAGCCUAUUUUGGCUAAUCUAGAUUGUUUUCUAUUAGAAUAACGGCGAGCUGCGUUUCAGGAAUUAGCUCACUGACCGUGAUACUGUGAGAAAAAUGUACACAGUGAAAGAUGGCUCUCAUAAUUGUUGAAGUCAGGUGAGGUAAAACGGACCGCAUCCAAGAAUCAAUCUGCCUAGAACGAAAUAAGCCAACGAGUCAAAAAGUAAAAAUACUCAUACUCUGUGGAAAUUUCGCAAAAUCUAGCUGGGAGGACACAGACGUCGGGACCAAUGGGUGUUCAUUUGCUUUGCUCAAUGGUUCAUCGUAUCGAUUAGAUUGUCAGGGAGAAACGGCACCAGAACCUAUUUGACAGAACGCUUUAUACAAAAAUCAUAAAUGGGUGAAGUUGAUCUGUCAAUGAUCGUCUGUUUCAGCUGCAACAUGUAAGGGGAUGCUUUACUGCGAGGGUGGAAUAGCUCCCGUAUUAUCUUAUUUGUAAUAUAAGUAGGACGAAAGUAAAACGCUGUUGCAAUAGGUCAAUAGAAAGAGCAUCUAAAAAGUGGCACUAGCGAACAAUGACAGAAGAGGGACCCGUAUUAGCACGACCAGUCACGAAGAAAAGAUGUUAGUUAGUUAUCUAGUCUAACAAGCACGUUAGCUUAGAAUGUACCUUUUGUGCGAAAUACUUCUUAUUUUCGAUGCCGUUUUUACGGAUGGUACCGAUUGUCUAUCCGUUUGUAUUAGCAUAGUGGCGGAAAUCAUUUGUCUCCUAUUUUAAAAUCGGCGACCCAAUCGUCGUGACCAUGAAACUUUGGAUACAGCCAACGUUGCCACUUCGGUCCAAUGACAGUCUGUAUAGGUUCAGCUGUGCAUCUGCCUACACCAAAAGCAAGGCCAGUCUAAAAAAAGAUGGGGAGAAACGGUUCACUCGUGGACAGCACCUUGCCAUAUUUCAGUUUUCCAAACGCCCAAAGGAGCUCGUGAGACGAAGAGGUAAGGAUUUGACAAACGACCGAUAAACCGACAAAAGUUUCAACUGGUGUGUACGUUUUUCCCCACGUAUAUACACUUUGAUAUUCAUUUAUGUGCAAAUAUAUAGAUCGUCUUAACCCAAAAUCAUUAGAAAAACUGGGACAGUAUCACAAAAUGAUAAAAGAAAAAGGCGCUUUAUACUUGGAUGGUUGAAUGUACGCGAUAUCGCCCUGUUGCCUAACAUUCCCUCGACUCAAGUAACAACUACUGCACACACGUAGAAGCGUUAUGGCUCCCGUUCGGCGUAAGGGCACAAGUAUACUCUCAGACAUAAUGAUUACCUAUUCAAUAAUAUUGCACUUCUAUGCCUGCUUUUAUGUUGUUUAACUACUCCGUCCUUGUGCUAGCGAUCCUUCUAGGCAAGACACUUUUGAGUGGUUUAGCGUAUCGUGUCAAGCGUUUGGACCUUAGGAAAGGCGUUGUUCAAUAUUAGAUCAGAUGGAUACUAUUCAAGCUAACUGCGAAAAGGAGGUUCACAAAUUUAGCGCGCGCACUUCCCCUCAACGCAAUAGAACUCGCAAUAGAAUAGUAUAGCCCGAAGGAACGUGUAAAGGAAACAGGAAUUCACCUAUUAAACGUUACAUUAAGUAGAACUGAACUCGAGCUUUUUAACUGGUACGAGCGGCUCAAUAAUAUAGACGUAGUUCAGGUAUAAUACAGAAAGAGCGAUCUGGUUUACGAUCAAAAAAUGUUACUAGGUACGCGAUCCAAACCUAUUAACCUACAAAACUAUUAUAAUUCACUUUAAUGGAGCCAUUGUUUUUUUUUUUUUUCGAUGGAGCUGAAAUUAAGACGCUGACGCACGCACACGGCUACAAGCGAAUGAUGUAUGGACACUUAAUGUAGACUGCCGGUCUCGAGGCCGACGGUUGGAUUUGAUCUGGCUACAACCAAAACCAGCUCACGCACUAUUUUCUCGAAGCUUUACCUUUUUGCUUUCUUCUAAAUAUCGUGUAUUAUAAUUAUACGACCACCGACAAUCAACAUUAAAUUUCACUCAUAUAGACACAUUUGUGUGUGCAUCGUCCUAUUUGUAUUUGAUACUUUCAUGGAACAUUCAAUAAUAUGAUAUAUAUAUAUAUAUAUAUAUAUAUAUAUAUAUAUAUAUAUAUAUAUGCACACCCUGGCUAGAUAGCUUAACCCAAGCUGAUAUCUUUUAGGUGAACAUAAACGUGGCACUAGCGUGAACUUAUACACAAGAUUGUGUUACAUACAAAUUCAGCGGCAAGAGCAGUCGGAUAGAAGCUGACGUUUACACAACAAACUGCAGGCAAGAUUCAAAAACAACAAGUACACGUUCGGAAGCGAAGUAUAAAAGUCACGUAGCGUUAUCAAUCGAAGUUCGGUGUCUGUAUGGUGUGGCACAACAAUGAAGAGCGGAUAUCGCAUGACGACUGAGAACGAUGGGGAACUCUGCCAUCUACUCCCUGCACCAUGCCGGCGGGAAAACAGCUGAUUCCCUGAACUGUAUUAGUUACUCUAAUCGAAACUCUAGUGCAAUGGGCCAUGGCCGGCCCGCAUCACGAACUCUGCUGCUAGAUACCCAUACUGAAGCUGAACAUACAACUGGUGAUUUUGGUGAAGACGGAAGGUCAAGAGCGCUAAGUCAACCAUGUUGCUUCCAGAAGAAGGGUCAUCGUGGUGCACUCGACGACUUGACAGCGUUCGACGUAAUUCCUCAACUUGUGGACUGCCUCGAAACGGACCACCGUGUAGAGGUUCAGUGUCGAAUUCUUAAGCUCCUAACUGUAGUAAUGCAGGCCAGCAAUGAGGGCAAGAAGCGCGUUGUGGACGCCAAGGCGUGUCCUAUUUUUAUUAAACUUUUAGCAUCCGACAGCAGGAAAGUAGCUAGUAACGCGGUUUGGGCACUGAAGACCGUCACAGACAACAGAACGUACCGUGAAGUGGUCAUUGAACUGGGUAUCGUGCAGCAGCUCAUUUGCCUGAUAGGUCGAGAUGUUUCCGAAGAUAUCACGUUUAAGUCAAAGGUAUUUUUGUGCAUAUCGAACCUUCUUGCCAAUGGUCAUUCGUCUUCGCUGGCAUUGUCAACGGUGUGUCUAGCAGAGAUUCAACAACUGCUAAUGGAUCCGUACAACACUGUAAUGUAUGACGCUUGCCUACUACUUAGAAAGCUAAUAUUUACGGGUGUGAUUACAAUUAGCCAAUUAAAGAAGUUGCGCGUUGUCGAUAGGCUGGUGGCAAUAGUCAACACACUGAAAGAUAACAGAUAUGGCACCCUCCUCGGCGCCCUCUAUGUUCUUGAGGCGAUAGCUGUCUUUCAGAGUCAAGCGGCUAUUGAUCACGAUGCCUUAUCAGCACUUAGGCGACUGCUUGUACUAAACGACCAUCUUAAGCUUCCAGCCGACGCCAUCGUGCUGGCCACUCGUAUAUUCAGGUACAUUGUGGCCGGUAAUACAGAAAGGCUCCAGAUCGUCCUCGAUCGAGGCUGGGUAGCGCUUAUCGUAAAGACCUUUCAAACCGAAGAUCUAAAUGUUCAAAACGAGGCGGCCAUUGCCAUCAACGACCUUAGUUGCACUUGUAGCGACUAUCCGACAGCGCUACGCUUCCAGCAAGAUAUAUUACCAGGACUCGCAGACUCAAUAAUAUACUACCAAAGAUCCAGUAUUGCCGACGCCGCAGGACAAAUUCUGAUGAGGUUCUUGGUGAACAUCUCGCGUAUCGUUGCCACGCCGGAACAACGUGCGGCUCUUUGCACCUUCCUCAAUGAGCUAAAACUCACUGAACAACUGAAGAAAAUGAAACAGCAGGGCGAUGUACUAAGUACCUACAUAGCGGCUUCAUGGCUGGACUAACGGUCUAAGGAGAAAUUAGCAUCGGUGCAGUCGAGCAGGAUGUGUAUCGGUCUGUCUUACAAGUCUUUUAGUAGCGCUCCAUGCAUUUAUAGAUAAUAUAUUAUAUUAAUCAUUAUAUCUCUAAUUGUGAUUCAUCAAAGCGUCAGCUCUUCGAGAAGCUUUCAGUUAGUAUACAUUUGGUUCACAUGCAACCGAACAGGUUGUUAUCGGCAGUGAUUCCAGCAGUGUUAGAAAUACGUUCGAGAAAAUGUCACGGUAACUUCUUGUAGACGCAGCUUCCUGAACAGUAGCAGGGUCUAGCAGCCAAGCGUCUAUCGAGGGUCUUUAAUACUAAUACCAAUGGUGAUACGAGCAUUACCAGAUAGUGGUUUUUGGCGUGAUCUGUGGACAUGGUAUCAGUUGCUAACUUUUAAGAUCUGAGACGUUGUUAAUUUGUUUUUAACAUAAUUUAGAACUAGAGAAUAAAUAGAACAGAUUUCUCAGUUGUACUGUUUGUAUCCUGUUUGUUA